AUGAUAACGCUUCCGUUCAGAACGAUGACCUGGAGCAUCAUCCUGACAGGUCUAGCCAUAGUGGACACGAUCAUGUUGUGCGCGAUAGCGAUCAACAAACCUUUCGUUAUUGACAUGAUGGGCAUGGACGUUCUUGCCAUCAGCAAUGCUGGCUGCAAGACUUUCCACUUCGUCCGUAGAGCCGCCAAGAUGGCAUCGUCCUGGUUAGUGGUGGUCAUCUGCAUCGAGCGUUUCUUCGCCAUCUGCUACCCGCUGAAGGUGAAAAAGAUCUGCACCAGACAUAACACGAUCGCUGCCAUGGUUGUUAUCGGUUCCGUGGCCAUUACGUUCAGCGGUCUCUCCACCGAGAACGUUGGUGUGCGUGGGUCAGCAUGUCUGCCUUCCAUAGCCACGAAUGAGACGAGAGUCCAAGGAAAGGUCAUGCUGCUUCUCGGAUCCUCUCUGUCGGGUGUGGCGCCCAUGUUGAUCCUCAUCACCCUCACACCCAUCAUAUGCUGGACCCUCGUCAGGCACAGGCGGGCGCGAACGGUGAUGACGUCAUCGGCGAAACUUGCCGAUCCAUACACGAGAGUUUCGGCCAUGCUGGUGAGCGUCCACAUGUCUUACAUCAUCCUAGUCCUGCCUAUGUUCGUGGACAUCAAUUUAAAGUUCAUGCGCCCGUUCAGUGCCGCGGUAUACGAUGAAGAAAUCAUGGAAGUUUUUGGGAAGUUUUCCAGGAUUUGUGAAAUGAUCAACCACUCGAUAAAUUUCUUUCUGUAUGUGGGAUUCAACUCUUUGUUUCGAAGACGGCUGGCGCAAGCGUUUUCUCGUAGUGUCAGCGUUGAUAGAAGUAAUGCUGACUUAAUGGGCUAG
Molecule: messenger RNA, 852 nt
Organism: Gigantopelta aegis
Lineage: Eukaryota; Metazoa; Mollusca; Gastropoda; Neomphalida; Peltospiridae
Product: growth hormone secretagogue receptor type 1-like
Exons: 1
Coding region: 1-852 (283 amino acids)
Biological process (GO): G protein-coupled receptor signaling pathway
Cellular component (GO): plasma membrane
Molecular function (GO): G protein-coupled receptor activity
Source: RefSeq, a predicted model, not a curated record